Sporisorium graminicola is the source of this 1710-nucleotide messenger RNA. RefSeq lists its product as uncharacterized. The record is from RefSeq and is a predicted model, not a curated record. NCBI's taxonomy places the organism in Eukaryota, Fungi, Basidiomycota, Ustilaginomycetes, Ustilaginales, Ustilaginaceae. The transcript has a single exon. Bases 1 to 1710 code for a protein of 569 amino acids.
AUGAAGUUGCAGACUGCACCGCGUGUCGAGUCGAAACAGUUGCAAGGCGCACAAACAGCUGCUGCCGCUACCGUGACGUCUUCUCCUUCGACAUCGACCCUGCCGCGAUCUGGUUCUAGGUCGCCCAUAAAGUCUUCGCUCUUGCUCUUCCCGACGACGAAGCAAGAGUCUGCAGAUAAGGGCCAAAGAAACGAUACAGUAUCGGCUCCGACCUGUAAGUUCGUCGCUUUGCCAGAUACGCCAGGCAGCGCCCUUGCCCAGCGCAAACGUGUUUUAUCGUCAAGCGAAAUCGAUGCGAAUCUUCUGGCAAGUCUUAAGGUCGUUGCGCAGAAAGCCAACCUCAAAGUAGUCGACUUGCUCGACGACGAAAGGCAGCAGCAGCCAGAUGCCGUCGAGACAACCUCGGCGCCUGCCCGAGAGGACAAGGCUGCCGUGCAUGCAAGAUCACGAAGGGAGGUAUCCGAGGAGCUCGAAGCAUGGGCUGGCGAUGUAUCCGUCGAUCUAAUGGCAUUGGAUCUGGCGGCUGGCUCACCCGUGUCCGACGUCAGCAUGCUCAGGUCGCCAGUGUUGCGCGACGGGGUAUACCUGGACACUCCGCCGAGUGUACUUGCUGCUGCGACAAGGGAAAAGUCUACAUUGACCGCCUCUCAGCUAGACGACAAUCUUGCGGAAGAUGCCAUCAAAGACGACGAAGAAGAAGAAGGAGCACAGGUCGACGAGGAUGGCACAGAUAUCUCGUGCGCUUCACCAUCACUUCGAGCUGCUGCUGCCAUGCGUUUUCCGCGUCGGCCCACCGAUGUAGCCAAGGGCAGCAGUGAUCAGACGGUUGAGACGCCGAUGCGACGUCAAGGCUACAGGAACGUUCCCUCGAUUCCUUCGACACCCUUCCCAUCCGCGGCUUCUGCUUAUGCAAUCUCGCCGUCCAAGAGCGCACGUGCUUAUCCACCUUCUGUUGCCAUGUCCGCCAAGACCCGAUCUCGUUUGAAAAAGGCGCUCCGAGAAUCGCUCGGUCUUGAAGCCCACUUUGCCUCAAUCAAGCUAGCACCUCACAACGAUGACGAUAACGCUGCGGGGAGUGCCAUUCGUUCAAAGGAAGCAGGUGCGGAACAGAAACCGGACCAAACUUUGGCAGGACCAACUGCAGUGAAGGAUUCCGGAGUACGUAAAAGCAUCAGUGCGAUGUUGCUGACCGAGGACGAUCGAUACCUAGACGAGCUGGUCAGCGCGGUUGCUCGGAUUGGACUGGAGGACUUGGCACCUGAUCAGUCCGCGCAUUCCAACGAGACUGUCGCUCACUCUGAGCCAACUUCCCCAGUGGUAACCGUCGAGGCCGUCACCCCACCACCAGAAGCGCAUCCUUCAGGAUCGGAACUUCAGACGCAGCUCUCGGCGGCGUUGUCCGAACUCGCCGUGGUCCGCUCGCAGUUGCAGCACUCGCAAACCCACACCUCGGAACUGGAAGCACAACUCGCGAUGCAGACUGCCUCUGUCGCACGCACUCAACGCACACAAGCGCUCCUGGAAACGGAUCUCGGAACACUCAAGGGUGAGAUGGCCGGGGUAGAGUGGGGCAUAGCUAAAAGCGGCUGGGCGAACGCUAGAGUGGAAGCGCUGGCGGAACUGGAAGACGUUCGGGUGCAGAAGGAUGUCAUGCUCGUUUUGGGUGCGCAGAUGGGUGUUUGGCAGCGCAUGAUCCGGGCAAGAGUGUAA